CCGCCAUGUGACAGUUGGCGGCCAAUCGCCGGCAGUCGUUGCUAGUGUGAUGUCGGGACCUCACGCACACCACUAAGAUUUAUCAUUAGAGUUUUUGACGUUCACUAACCGGAGUAGUGUUACUUCACUACGAUACGUUUGAUACCUGAAUAUUUUUUACUUAAUUAAUUAACCGUAGUUAUCAAAAUUAGUGCCGCGCGUUAACAAUACAGUGCUAGAUCGCGACAUAAUCUGUGACAAUUCUUGGAACUACACGUCGAGACAAGAGACCUUGAUAACUAGUUACUUGGACGAGCGAGAGCGAAGAAACAGUUCACAGUUAUUAUUAUAGGAUCAUUCAUGCUGGAGAAAGCGCCAUACGUAUAGGCGGUCCCCAGAAUGACGAACAACUGAAUAUUAGUGAUGUUUUUGAGGCGAUUACUUUGGCGGAUCCGUCGUUCGGCGCGGGCGCAGGCGCCGGCAUAGACGAGAGCAUGGCGCGCCGCGACCAGCCCUACGUAGAGAUCGUCGAGCAGCCGGCCAGCAAGGCGCUCAGAUUUCGCUACGAGUGCGAAGGCCGGUCAGCAGGUUCGAUCCCCGGCGUGAACAGCACGUCAGACAACAAGACUUACCCCACUAUUAGGAUAUGCGGCUUCACGGGACAGGUCGUCAUCGUCGUGUCCUGUGUCACCAAAGAUGAGCCUUACAGGGCACACCCCCACAACUUAGUGGGUCGUGAACGCUGCGAGCGAGGAGUCUGCACGAUCCCGACCCUCAUCACGAAAGAAACAUGCGAGUACCAGUUCAAGAACCUCGGCAUUCAGUGCGUGAAACGGCGCGACAUUGCCGAGGCACUCACAGUCAGGGAGAAGCUCAGAGUCGACCCCUUUAGAAAAAACUUCGAUCACAAGAAUCACCCACAAAGCAUCGACUUGAACGCAGUUCGACUAUGCUUCCAAGUGUUCUUACCGGACGACUCGGGGCGGCUGCGGCGGCCGCUAGCCCCGGUCGUCUCCGACGUCAUCUACGACAAGAAGGCCAUGAGCGACCUGCUCAUCAUGAGGUCCAGCCACUGUUCUGGUACCGCUAGGGGUGGCACGCAGGUUAUUCUGCUUUGUGAGAAGGUGACUCGAGAAGACAUAGAAGUAGUGUUCUACCAAGAAGAGAACGGCAUCGUGGUGUGGGAGGAGAUGGCCAUCCGCAUCCUCGUGCACAAGCAGGUCGCCAUCGCCUUCGAGACGCCCGCCUACAAGUACCCCAACACCACGGACCAUGUUCAUGUCCACUUCCAGCUGAAGCGUCUCUCCGACAACGCCCGCAGCAACUCCCUGCCGUUCGAGUACAUCCCCGAGUUCACAGAUGUGAGUAAUAAGAGGCGGAAGGUGGUAAGCGACAUGUUACGAAACUACGAAAUUGACAGAAUCUAUUCACCGGAGCAGAUCAAGUCGGAACCAAGAGACCGGACUCCGCCACACCAUAACAUUAGCAGUCCGCCACUCCACGGCUACGCGCCGCCCUACGAACAGAACUGGAACAUAGACAACCUGCAGGGCGGCAUGGCAGUCCCGGGCCCGAGCCACGUCAGCCCGGCGGCCGCCCACGGCAACCUGUUCGUGCAGGAGUCGGCCAUGUGGGCCAACCCGCAGUACGGCCAGCUGUCCCCUGGCCAUAUGCAGCCUGGCAUGCCCCAGAACUUACAAGUGUUACAGCCCAAUAUGCAGGCCAUGUCUCCCAGUAUGCAGCCUAUGUCGCCCAACAUGCAGCCCCUGUCACCCAACAUGGCUUACGGAGAACGCAUGUCGCCCAACGUGGCUGUCAUGUCACCCCACGGCCAGGUCAUGUCUCCCCACGGCCAGGCCCUGCCGCCCCACGCCCCCGGCAUGUCGCCCCACGGCCCCGCCAUGCAGGCCAUGUCUCCCCUCGGCCGCGUGUCGCCCAACGUGCCGCAGAACAUGGGCCACAUCUCGCCUAACCUGCAGCAGCAGCCUGCUUAUGUACAGCAACCUCCCCAGCACCAAGCGGCAGCUGGGUCGCUGAUGGAGACGGAGACACACAGCACCACCUCCCUCAGCAACCUGCUGCUGGACCGCGGCGAGCACUCGCUGCUGCUGAACUCGGGCGAGCUGGCCGGCCUCUCCGCGCUGCUCGGCGACCGCGCGCACGACUCGCAGCCCGCACUCGACUACUGAACACACAACAUACAAUAAAACCAAUAUUUCAAAAUAUGUGUAACAUGUUUCUUGACUCAUUUCAAAGAUUUCUAGCCGAUUUUGGAAACCCCAUCCAUUUUGUAUUUGAAUUUCGCAAUAUUUUUGUAACCUUGUCACCCCGAGUCCGCGGGUAAGAUAAGACUUAUUCGUAUCUCGUUUAUGGACUAUAUCAUCUUUCUAACUAAAUACUAAUGUUCUUAAAAUUAUCCUCAAUUUCCUAGGAAUCCGUGGAAUGUAUAACGUUAAGAAAUGCCGACUUAGAACAUUAAUUUAAUGUAAUAAAUAAGUUUGAAAGUAAGCUACAGUAGCACUCUAGUUUAUAAACGAAUUUAAUUCUCGGACUUUACGUAAUAAGCGACCGUGACGAUGCGGCGGACGCUGACUUCGGCUUGUAAGUAAUCUAAGACUUCUAAGUUUAUUAUUAACGUCAAAUAAUUAUAUUUGUACCGAUCUGGGAUUUUGUAAGAAGUACACAAUGUUAUGGAGUUUGAAACGCAGCUUUGUCAGAUGUUUUCACCAGUUUCUUUAUUAACAAACUAAGUAACCUAUUCUAACUAAUACAGCCGUUUUAGUGUGCUUUUUAUUUUAUUAACAUCACAUUUGUGUUAAAAAAUGUAUUCCGAGUUUGAACACACAUUUAACAUUAUUAUAUUUUAACACGAAAUGUCUUCCAGAUAUCUAUAUACUGUUGUAUUAAUUCAUAGUAGAUGAUCUCUGAAUACUGUAACAUCACAUUUCUUAUAUACUUGGUGCUUUUACUAACUUUUUAUUUUGUGUUUUUAAACAUUUAAAACCUGGAAAAUUAAACCAGAAAAUAAUAGAAAAGUAAUGAAUCAAAUUCUUAUUUAUUAUUGAAAGUUUAUUAGAGAAAAAAACUAUGUAAAUAUCGAGAUAUUUUUAACUUGGUAAUUAUUAUUUUCUGCUUUAAAUUUUUAAUCAUGAUAACAUUUAAGCGAGAAUGUAACUCGAUAGUUAAGUGAGAUGUUUAACUUCCAAUACCGUUUCUACUUGAUAGAAAUGACUAUCUGGGAAUUUGUUGUAGGAUAGCAUGCUGUUUUGUUCACAAAAUACGUACGAUGAAUUUUGUGUCACGAGUGUAGUUAAUACUUGGUCUUAUUAACUUUGAUAAAACGGGAAACUAAUAUACUUACCUACAUUUCAUAUACAUACACACCAGAAGUUUUAUAAUAUUCAUAAAUUGAUGGUUGCUUCAGCUAACUGCCGCGUGUAACUCAAGUGGCAAUAUAAGGACUUUAAUUCUUAUUGACGUGACAACUGUUCAGGCAGGACUGGAAAGGACACCAUGCUUGUAAUAAAAUAGCAUGUUGUAUGAAAUAUUAACUAUUUCCUGUCCUAGCCUGAGUGCUCUGAGAUUUCAUAAUUGAAUGAAAUUAAGUUACGAGAUAAUUUAUAUUUACUGAAAUGUGUCAUGUGAUAAUAAUGAGAAGUGGCAAAAUGACCACUUGACUAGAAUUACUUUUUAUAUUUCCCAAUACUACUCCCAAAAUGAGUGAUGAAGUUUAUAUUUUAUUACUUUCUAAAGAUAAUGAGAUUUUGUAAAUCUUGAGUUUAAUGAAAUUAGUUUGUUUAAAGAUUUAUUCUCAUUAAGUUGUAGUUUUAUUAUUAAAUGCUUUUUUGGUUAUGAUUUGUUACCAAAUAGUUUGUAAAUAAAUGUUUUCUAAAAGAAAAAAGAGAGGAAAUAGUAAUAAAUUAUGUUGUACACGGAAGAUUUUUAAAAUUACCGGCAACUUUUUAAAUUUAAAUGUAUUUUAAAGACUUAAUUACCAUUAAAUUAAAGCCAGAAUACUUAGCACUUUGAUAAUUUUCAUUCCAUUCUUAAAUGUUUUUAAAACAAUAGAUUUACGAGACUUUAUUUCCUUACAAAGAGAUGAACUAAAUUGUUUCAUACUUACGCUAGAACUUAUGACUACGAUAAUUAUAAACAAACAUCCUCGAUUUAGUUAUGUUAAGUAAGAGAUCAGACAUCACAACGUUGGUACAGUAAUGAUCGAAUGUCUAGGUAAUAUGAAAGCAUUCAAAAUGCCAGUUUUGUUAUAUUUUUGAGAAAAAAAUACAAUAAAAGUAUAAUAUUUGAAAAA
Messenger RNA from Helicoverpa armigera (cotton bollworm), 4288 nucleotides. It is a transcript of the gene dl, whose product is annotated as dorsal. The coding region runs from base 474 to 2168 and encodes 564 amino acids. The record is from RefSeq and is a predicted model, not a curated record. NCBI's taxonomy places the organism in Eukaryota, Metazoa, Arthropoda, Insecta, Lepidoptera, Noctuidae. Gene Ontology annotation, cellular component: cytoplasm. Gene Ontology annotation, molecular function: DNA-binding transcription factor activity, RNA polymerase II-specific; RNA polymerase II cis-regulatory region sequence-specific DNA binding. Gene Ontology annotation, biological process: response to cytokine; positive regulation of transcription by RNA polymerase II; inflammatory response. The transcript is spliced from 13 exons.